This is a messenger RNA of Cucumis melo (muskmelon), 707 nucleotides long. RefSeq lists its product as uncharacterized. Bases 136 to 423 code for a protein of 95 amino acids. Lineage: Eukaryota; Viridiplantae; Streptophyta; Magnoliopsida; Cucurbitales; Cucurbitaceae. The transcript is spliced from 3 exons. The record is from RefSeq and is a predicted model, not a curated record.
UAUUAUAAUGCAAUAGCUGUAGCUCCCCAUAUGAGUUGAUCACUUACAACCAUCAACUCUCUUGCUCUCUAUAGCAGAUAUCUCAUUUUUCUUUGCUCAAGCAGUAGGAUAUCAGAAGUUUUCUAAUUAUAAAACAUGGCAGAUUCUUCUUCUUCAUACAUACAUAUGGUGCAGCACCUGAUAGAGAAGUGUCUGAUCUUCCACAUGACAAAAGAAGAGUGCAUGAAUGCCCUCUCUAAACAUGCAGAUAUUAAACCUAUCAUCACGUCAACGGUAUGGAGUGAAUUAGAGAAGGAAAACAAAGAAUUCUUUGAGGCAUAUGCACAAUCUCAUAACAACAGUGACAGAAUGUCCGAGGAAGAGACAAGCCAAAUGAUCCAAAAGAUGAUAUCGGAUUCCGGCAAAGGGGACCCUAAAAACUAAGCCUGCCAUGAAAACGAUCUUACCUCUGAGUUCUGGUUCGUACUUCAAAACUCUCAUCAUCACAAUCAGACAAACUCAUAGAGAUUUAUGUUUGAGGUCCCCACGAAUAAUUUUUUAUCACAUACGGAAAUGAGCAUGGAGUCCAUGGUCCCCAACCUAUUGUAAUAUUCCCCCUAGUUGCUACAAAAAUAGUUCUGUGCUUCCUUGACCAAUCAUAUUGUGCCAUGUCAAUGUACAUUUACUUGAAGAUAUCAAUUGGAAAAUAGUCAUUGGAUGUUGCUUUA